AUCAUGGUGUGACUGAAGAAGAAGCUAUUCAAAAAUAUAACACGUCAAAACAAGAUGAAUUGGGGACAAGAGACAUUAUGGGGUUCGUAGCAGUAAUGGAGGCGGUACCGCAGAGAGUAGUUGGAAUGCAUUACGACAUGCGUUGGGAGGAGUAUAGAAUAGAGCUUAGUAGAGGGUGGAGCCGAAUCAUAGCAGAGUUAG
This is a messenger RNA of Paraglomus occultum, 201 nucleotides long. The record is from the annotation of a GenBank genome assembly. Lineage: Eukaryota; Fungi; Glomeromycota; Glomeromycetes; Paraglomerales; Paraglomeraceae.